Lottia gigantea (owl limpet) is the source of this 900-nucleotide messenger RNA. RefSeq lists its product as hypothetical. Lineage: Eukaryota; Metazoa; Mollusca; Gastropoda; Lottiidae. The record is from RefSeq and is a predicted model, not a curated record. The transcript has 6 exons. The annotation marks the transcript as partial.
UGAUGCAGACGCGAAAUGGCUGUGAAAGAGUGAAAAGGUCCAGACUUGAAUUAAGAGUUCACAAGAGUUUACAUAUAGCAACAUUAUCAUUUUGGGUUGUUCAAGUCAUAAAUAUUGAAAUGACCACCAGUAGUCCAGAGAUACCAGCUAUAAAAGUGGAGGAUAUUGAUGCUAACCAAGGACAACAAUCAUAUCCUAGCAAUGUUGAUAUAUUAAAACGCAUUAAUGCAUUAUUAGGAGAUUCCCUAGAUUUGGCUUCUACUAGAGUUAGUGGAAAUGGAGAACCAACUCGUUCUAGUAAACAUGUACAUUUCAAUAUGGGACAUAUUCCAGAUUUAAAGGAGACCUCACAAGGAGUCCAUAUGUAUAACCAGCCUAACCAAGAGCUUCAGUCUGUGUUGAACUAUGCUGGAGUUGGAAGCCAACAAGCUUCCAGUACUGUUCCAUCAACACCCACAUCUCCUUACAAUUCACAAGGGUUUCAGCUAUUUUCUCCAAGUCCAAGUCAAAAUCUAACUUCUGAAAAUUGGGCCAGUAUGUGCCAGACUCCCGAGGGAAGUUUUUCAACACCCAAUAAAUAUCCCAGAGCUAUAAAGGGAGAAAGAUCCAUGAGCUGUACCUCAAGUGAUUAUGGUUCUCUAUCACCGGUUAGUCCCAUGUCUGAUACAUCAUUAUCACCAGUAGAGAAGAUUAUCUACUCUAGUCUGUUAAACAACAGAAACACCAGGAGUCCAUCACCAUGUGAAUCAGAUACCAGUGGAUUUGGUAGUGAAGGCUCUGAUGCCAAUGCUCUCAAUGAUAUGAUGAGUAAUCUAAGUCUGGGCACCAAUGGAAUGAGAAACAAUGUAGCCACUGCUGGGAUGUCUCACCAGCAACAACAGCAUCAAUUAACAUUACAAC